UUCCUCCUCGGCCCUCCACAGCGGCAGGGCAGGCUCCUGGAGGACCCAGCGUGAGCCCGGAGAGCACCAGCACCUCCUCCCUCCACCACACUGACUGAGGAGGAGGAGGAGGAGGAGGAAAAGAACAGAAACACAAGAGGAGGAGGAGGAGGAGGAGAGCAGAAGCAGGAGGAAAGAGGAGAAGAACAGAGACACAAGAGGAGGAGGAGGAGGAGGAGGACAGCAGAAACAGAAGAGGAGAGAGGAGGACAGGAGGAGGCAACAGGAGCAGCGGUCCUGGAGAGGGGAGUGCAGUGCCAGAGUGACACAGACUGAAGUUGCUGAUUGAUCAGGAGAAGGCCAAUCAGGAAGAGGAGAGCAAAAGGAAGGUGUCCAGCCUGAAGGAGGAGCUCACCCAGCUGAAGUCCCUCACGUUGCUGCUGGUGGACGAACGGCAGCAGCUGACGGAGUAGCUUGCCCAGCAGACUGCCAAGGGCCCAGGCACUUUCAGCCCCCGCCGUUAGGCCCCAGGAGACUCUGAGCUCCACUGAGGAGGCCAGGGUUCAGGAGGAAGAGAGCAGAGUCUUCCAGCUGGAGGCCGAGCGGCACGACCAGGCCCGCCGUUUUUUUCCCCACCAAGAGCAAGAAGCCAUGACCGCCAAACUGACUAACGAGGACGCCCAGAACCGCCAGCUCCGGCAGAAGCUGGCCGCCCUGAGCCGACAGCUGGACGAGCUGGAGGAGACCAGCAGGACCCUCCGGCGGGCCGAGGACGAGCUCCAGGAUCUCCGGGACAAAAUCAGCCGCGGCGAGUGCGGCAACUCCAGCCUGAUGUCCGAGGUGGAAGGGCUGAGGAAGCGGGUGCUGGCGAUGGAGGGGAAGGACGGGGAGCUGAUCAAGAUGGAGGACCAGUGCCGGGACCUCAACAAGAAGCUGGAGAAGGAGGCAGGCCAGGCCCGGGGCCUGAGGGCAGAGGUGGACAAACUGAACCGAAGGAUAGCGGAGCUGGAGAAGCUGGAGGACGCCUUCGGCAAGAGCAAACAGGAGUGCUGCAUGCUGAAAUGCAACCUGGAAAAGGAAAGGAGCAUGACCAAACACCUGGCUAGUGAGCUGGACAUCCUGAAAGGGAGGAUCAGGGAGCUGGAGGCUAUAGAGGGUCAGCUGGAGAGCACAGAGAUCACUCUGAAAGAGGACCUGGCCAAGCUGAAGACACUGACGGUCAUGCUGGUGGACGAGAGGAAAACCAUGGCUGAGAGGCUCAGGGUCACGGAGAGCAAACUGCAGAGCAACAGCGGAAAACUGCAGGCCGAGCAGGACAAGGCCACAUCCGCGACUGAGAAGAUCAUCGAAGAGAGCAAGAGGGCUCUGAGGUCCAAGGCAGAGCUGGAGGAGAAGAUGCGCAGCACCGCGAAGGACAGAGACGAGCUGAGGGCCAGGCUGAAAGCGGAGGAGGAGAAGAACAGCGACCUGCAGUCCAAAGUCAGCAUGAUGAAGAAGAGGCUGCAGUCCCAGGAGAACAUGGAGCGGGAAUUCCAGAGGAGCAAAGCCAGAGAGGAGCACAGCAAGGCCCCCGCCGUGAACCGCUUCCAACAGGAGGACAACAAAGUGAAAGAGCUGACACAGGAGAUGGAGAGGCUCAGGCGAAAGCUGAAGGAGAUGAAAGUGGUCGAGAACGACCUGCAAAAGACCGAAAACGAGUUUGAAUCCCUGGAGAGAAAAUACUCCAACGAACAGGAGCGAGCUAAAGCUCUGUUGGAGGAGCUGGAGACAUCCAGGAAGGAGCUCUCCAAGUACCAACUGGCAGAGAAAGAAGUGUCCAACCAGGAGAACAUCCUUUAUAAGCGUCUGAAAGAGGAGGAGGCGAAGUCCAGCCACCUGACUCGAGAGGUGGAGGCCUUGAAGGAUAAGAUCCACGAAUACACGGGCACAGAGGACUCCAUCUGUCACAUGAAGAGGGACCACGCCACCUUGCAGAGGAAACUGACGCAACAAGAGGUGAGGAACAAGGAGCUAGCCCGUGAGAUGGAGAGCCUCACCAGCGAGCUGGAGCGGUACCGUCGGUUCAGCAAGAGCCUUCGGCCAGGCAUGAACGGGAGGCGUUUCUCAGACCUGAACGCCUCCAGCAAAGAGGUGCAGACGGAGCCGGUGGACGGCCAGCCCCCCGACUACAGAAGCCUGGCUCCCCUGGACCGAGCCGCCUUAAACGGUGGCGAGUAUGAGGAGAGCUACCCUGAGGACAGCCCGAGCCGCGCUGACGAGGCAUCCCAAACCAAGCACGGCCCUUCCCUCCACAACAACAGCAUGAGGAGAUCCAGGGUACCGUUCCCCAAGGGCAAAGAGGGCGGUCACCCGAUCAACGGGACAGUGCUGCCGCUUCGGCAGAGCGGGGGCCACACACAGCAAGGGGACAUGGUGCUGACCCACACGCCCGGGCAGCCGCUGCACAUCAAGGUGACCCCCGACCACGGGCACAACGUGGCCAUGCUGGAGAUCACCAGCCCCGGGCCCGUGGAGAACGCCCACUCCUACACCAGCACAGCGGUCAUCCCCACCAGCUGCGUCAGCCCGCCCAAGCAGCGGAUCACCAUCAUCCAGAACGCCGCCGUCUCCCCGCCCUUCAGGGCCAAGGGUUCCUCCUCUCCGCCGGACGGGCUCUGCACGCCCGAGAGAGCCAUGUCUCCCCUCACCAUGACGGCCUACUCCCGGGCCAUGACCCCGGAAUCUUCCGGAUCCGUAACGCCGGACCGGGCCAUGUCGCCCAUCCAGAUCGUGUCGGUCACCACCGGCGCCCCGGGGGGCUCCCUGGCCUCGGAGCCGGUGGAGGUGGUGGGGGGGCACGCCGUGUUUCGAGUGAUGCCCGAGCGACAGAGCCACUGGCAGCUGCAGAGGUCCAACAGCUCCAGCCCGAGCAUCAUCACCACCGAGGACAACAAGAUCCACAUCCACCUGGGGAGCCCCUACAUCCAGGCCCUCAACAGCACCGCCGGGCCGCUGAGUCCGUGCCACAGCAUUGGCCAGGAACACAGAACUCCUGUACUGGCCAACGGCACCCUUUCCAAAGGGCCCAGUAAAAUCACCAGUAGCAUCACUAUAACACCCGCCACCUCCCCAAUCCCAAGACCCUCCCAAAUGACAGUAAGUAGCCUCUGUGAUCGACAUACUCCUUGCCCCACACCCUAGAACCCUGAAAGCAGUCAAGCACCGCCUGACACAUCAACUAGUCCCAUCUGACCCAGAGUCCCAUCAAAGCACUUCCAUUUUUCUUUUGGGAGACAUGUUUGCGCAUAUACACUAUAUCUAAGGCAAGAAAUAAUACACAAAUACACCUACGAGAGAGCACUAUCCACAAACACCAUGUUUCUCACCCUGGGUAAACUCAUAUGUGCACUUAAUGUGGUUUCCAUGGUGAAUGAUUAUGUAACAACAUUAUUGAUGUACUUACCAAUGUACUGUUUUCAUUCUGUAUUUCAUAUUCCACAUGACUGUCAUUCUGCUAUGGUGAAACUUUCGUAUCUAAAUAUUAAAUAUAUAUAUAUAUAUAUAUAAAUGGUUUUAUGUUCUUUAGCUCUUUGUGUAUGGUUUUAUAUCUCAUUUUGUAGUUCAGUUUUAUAAAAGCGUUCGCUUCCAGUGUUUUUACAAGAGCCUUUCUGCUGUGGUUUUAACAUAAUCUGCCAAUAAACUACACUGCCAACA
Messenger RNA from Anguilla rostrata (American eel), 3672 nucleotides. Its product is annotated as filamin A-interacting protein 1-like. The record is from RefSeq and is a predicted model, not a curated record. Bases 631 to 3159 code for a protein of 842 amino acids. The transcript has 2 exons. NCBI's taxonomy places the organism in Eukaryota, Metazoa, Chordata, Actinopteri, Anguilliformes, Anguillidae.